GCUACGCCCCCUGAUUAGAAGGCAGAGCGCAAGCUCGUGCUGAUAUUGUCGGGGGGGCGGGGUAGCCUGGAGAAAUACCCAGCUUAAAAAUAAUAAUAAUAGUAAUAAUAAACAACACACCGCGAGUACAGCUGCUCGACGGAGUUCGACGUAAAGAUACUGUAAUCGACGCUGGUCUCACUUUUGUCCUCCCCUUAUAACUGGCUUCCUUAUGCCAUCGAAUAUGCUGUAGGCCUCAGCCAGCUGUUGGACUGAAUCUUGGCGCCCGAGUAAAGAGUGCGAAUUGCGGCUUUGGGUAUCUACCUGGAGCCGUAGCUCAUGUUCACGCACAUUCGAACUGGAAGAUUUUCUCAUCCAUCUGUCCUGAGAGGAUCCAGAUGUGUGAAUAUGAGCAGUUUGGGAGCCAGUCACUCAAGUGUGUGAAAGCAGAAGGAUUCCUGAGCCACACCAUGUCCUCCAGGACCCAGUGAUGGACCCAGAAACGUUUUCUCACAUUCGCCUGUGGUGCCCUCGGCCCUUUGGGACUUAUUCCCAAAACAAGGCUUGUGCAGGUGGGACAGUGGGAGGCAGCAGCAGUGGCACUGGUGGUGGAGUUGGUGGCAGUAGUGGUGGAGUUGGUGGCAGCACUCCUACCCUCCUAAAGAGUCCAAAUGAUCUUGUUCGCAGAGGCCCGCACAACGGGCAGAGUGAGGAAGACACUGCUUCUGAAAACAUGCCGCCACCUCCUCCCUCCUCCAUCACAUCUUCUGGAGGAAAUCAGAUGGAGGAGGGCCGGGUGCUGCUGGAUACUUGGUAUGUUAUCAAGCCUGGAAAUACAAAGGAAAAAAUUGCCUUUUUUGUUGCCCAUCAGUGCAGCGGAGUUGCCCUAGCCCGUCCAAACACAAUGAAAGUCAAAGGAAACUGGAGUACAGAUGGCUCUAAAGCUAAGCGCCGCCGCUGCUCAUCUUAUGACCCCAGCAAAGCUAGGGGGGCUAAUUCACCAGCAAGCAAGGAGAAAGAGGCAGAGGUGGGUGAGACGGAGGGCCUGGACUCUGAGCCGAGCGAGACAGAUCUGUUGUCUGUGGCAGAGAUGGUAGCACUAGUGGAACAAAGGACUGCUCUAGCCCUACAGAGUGUUAGUGGACUGGGGUCUUCACACAACCACAGUGGAAUCCGUAAUUCAGCUUCAUCCCAUUCUGCCACCACUCAUGGCCCAGUGGUGUUUUUAUCUAAGGAGGAACCUCCGGUUUCCACCAUAUCCUCCUUUCUUCCAGCAGAACGAAAACCUCCGGAUUCUCGACGAGUUGCAGAGGCCAUUGCACACUUUGAGUCUCAGCAGCAGCAGUUGGAAAGUGCCCUCUUGAGACGUGCAGGGGUUUCACCCGAGAAGACAUCUGGGGGAGAAACUGGAGGCAAUGGCAGCAGUGGCCCUAGUGGGGAGGUUCGGAUAGCCUUUCGAGUCUCCAGUAUGGAUCUUCGCUCCCAGGCUGAGCCUGGUACUGCCGGUCGUCCCAACUGUAUGUUUCUCAGCUGUGGUGGGAGCAGCCCUAAUGGGGGAGCCAGAGCCAAGGAGAAAAUCACCUGUGACCUCUACCAGCUGGUUAGCCCUUCUUCUAGGGAGACUCUACCCUCCAGUAACAUGGAGUUCUUACUUGGUGGGGCAGAAACACGAGCGGAUAUAACCACGGAGCGACCAACUGCCCCUGCUAGCAAAGAGUCCACAGGUGAUGUAGCCUCUGCAGAGAAGAAGAGUACCAGUGACCGUAUGAGAGAGUGUGUAUCUGGCUUUCAUGUUGAGGUGGUUGUGACUGGUGCAGUGGACCAGUGUGUCUUUUAUGGGAAGGACAGCACAGAGAAUGUUAAGGAAGAGACUGUCUGUUUUACUGUCACAUCACCAGCUCCCGACUCCUCCUCCUUCUCAGGUUGUGAAGAGAACCCACCUCCCCCUGGACAGCUCUUCUUCCUCCACACACCGCCCACUCACACUGAGGAGGAAGAUGGAAGGGUUGGCCAGAUGCAUGGUUCCCUUGAAUGCACCAGCGUUAACAGUGGCAGGGAGCACCUGGAAUCUUGCGACUCUCCCUGUACUGGUCCCGAAGGUGACCCCUCGGAUACCUCCUUGUGCCGACUCUACCGCCAUGUCUCCCAUGACUUUCUUGAAAUUCGUUUCAAGAUUCAGCGCUUACUGGAACCCAGACAAUAUAUGUUGCUGCUCCCUGACCACAUCAUGGUGAACAUUUUCAGUUAUUUACCCACUCGCUCACUUGCAGCCCUUAAGUGCACCUGCCAUUACUUCAAGGUGCUUAUCGAAACUUAUGGCAUUCAUGCCACUGACUCCCUCUGGAACCAGGACCCCUUAUACCGGGAUGAUCCCUGCAAGCAAUGCAAAAAGCAUUACGAGAAAGGGGAUGUGUCACUCUGCCGCUGGCACCCAAAACCUUACCACCACGAUUUGCCUUAUGGACGCUCUUAUUGGAUGUGCUGUCGGCGUACUGAUAAGGACACGCCGGGCUGCCGGGUGGGGCUUCAUGACAACAACUGGGUGCAGCCCUGUGAGCUUGUCCAGACGCGUGCCAGGAGAGAGGAUGGGAGGUGAAACUGGCAAUUGGUGGGCGCAGGCUGUUUAUGGGAUGGAGUGGGACAACCCUUGCUGUAAUGAAGCCAUUCAUUGAAUGUUAACUUUAUGGCGGAGGGGUUUGUGUGCGUGCGUGCGUGCGUGUGUGUGUGUGUGUGUGUCAGAGUGUGCAAGUGUACAUUGUUGUGGUGGGUUUUUUGUUUCUUUUCCUAACACUGGUUUUUGCUUAAUUCUUAAACCCUGUGCCUCACCUGGUCUUACAUCCCCUACUGCCAUGCUAAGCAGCAUGUCAUUUGAAAAAUGAGUUGGACAGAAAAAAACAAAAUUGAACCUCUUUAACUUUUUCUGCUUUUUGUUCCAGCCACUAGGCAUGUUCAUUUAUGUUCUUCAAUUACAAAUUUUAUUUAUUUAUAUGUAUUCUUUUAAUCAUAUCAUAUUAUCUACUAGACAGGGAGCCAAUGCUCCUUGUGCCAGAUUCAUUUUAGAAAUUGGUGGAUUGUGGCAGCUUUGCUUUUUGGGCUUUGCUUCACAGUCUUGUCACUUGGUCACUUGUGACCCAAGUUUGAUUCUUGUUUUUUUUUUUUUUUUCUUUUUGUUUUAACUGUGUGGCUUUGUGAAACAGGCUGGAACAAAAAUAAAUAAAAAUAAACUGCCGGCUACAGGCUUGCAAAUUUCCAAAAUGUGAAGUGGUUCAUUCAGCGGGUGCCUUGUCCAUCUGGUCAGUCAAAAAGUCCCAAGUCAUUGAUCAGUGAAUUUCAAAUGACAAGUUUUUUGUCAACAUGCUUUUUUUCCAGAUCAUUCAAAUUCACCAUUUUUUUUUUUUGUUUUUCUAUAAAAAUUGUAAAAAAAAAAUAUAUAUAUAUUAUACUUGCUUGCCUCCAAAUGCUUGUGACAGGGGCAGGCAGGGAAUUCAGCACCUCACAAUUUUGCACUAAAUAGAAUGACCAUAGAGAGUCACUUCUCUGGGAUACUUUAAUGCUGAUUGACUCUGCUAACAAGCAGCACUGUCUUUUAUUUUUUUGUCAUUUAUACUUGUAAGUUACAA
Polypterus senegalus (gray bichir) is the source of this 3599-nucleotide messenger RNA. It is a transcript of the gene fbxo46, whose product is annotated as F-box protein 46. The transcript is spliced from 2 exons. The coding region runs from base 470 to 2575 and encodes 701 amino acids. Lineage: Eukaryota; Metazoa; Chordata; Cladistia; Polypteriformes; Polypteridae. Gene Ontology annotation, molecular function: protein binding. The record is from RefSeq and is a predicted model, not a curated record. Gene Ontology annotation, biological process: intracellular signal transduction.